Molecule: messenger RNA, 992 nt
Organism: Cornus florida
Lineage: Eukaryota; Viridiplantae; Streptophyta; Magnoliopsida; Cornales; Cornaceae
Product: large ribosomal subunit protein uL22y-like
Exons: 7
Coding region: 144-695 (183 amino acids)
Biological process (GO): cytoplasmic translation
Cellular component (GO): cytosolic large ribosomal subunit; ribosome
Molecular function (GO): structural constituent of ribosome
Source: RefSeq, a predicted model, not a curated record
CCAGCCCAUAUUGACCCGGAAAAUUUGUCUGAAGAAGUAGGGUUUUGCGUAAGUCGUCUUUCCCACAUAUAACGAACACUAUCGCAUUGGGGCAGCUCUUGUGGCGGAGAAAACAAGUGAAGCACGACUCCGAAGCAGCGAACAUGGUGAAGUACUCAAAAGAGCCAAUCAAUCCCACCAAAUCCUGCAAGGCCAGAGGCUCUGAUCUGAGAGUUCAUUUCAAGAACACAAGAGAGACAGCGCACGCCAUUAGGAAGCUGCCUUUGACCAAGGCUAAGAGGUAUUUGGAGGAUGUUCUGGUCCACAAGCAGGCCAUUCCCUUCACACGCUUCUGUCGUGGUGUUGGCCGGACUGCUCAGGCAAAGAACAGGCAUUCUAAUGGACAAGGACGUUGGCCUGUCAAAUCUGCCGGAUUUAUACUGGAUUUAUUAAAGAAUGCUGAGAGUAAUGCUGAGGUCAAAGGUUUGGAUGUAGAUUCUCUUUACAUAUCACACAUUCAGGUGAACCAGGCACAGAAGCAGAGGCGCCGCACAUACCGUGCUCAUGGAAGAAUAAACCCAUAUAUGUCAUCUCCCUGCCAUAUUGAAUUGAUUCUGUCCGAGAAGGAAGAGCCUGUAAAAAAGGAGCCCGAGUCUCAGCUGACGACCGGUAAAUCCAGGAAGUCUCAAGCUCUACGCAGCAGUGCCUCCUCUUAAAUGACAUUCAUAGAGCCGACAAUUUAAGAAGUUUUGAUUUGUCCGACACUUAAGAGGGUUUUGUUGAAUUGUAUUGUUGCUAUCCAAUGCUAUUUAGUUGAAUGAUUGAGUUAUUAUUUGAAGUUCUUGACUAGUGUAUGUUGAAUGUAUGGUGAUAAUGAAUUUUUACUGAUGCUUAAGACGAGAUUAUCAUCUUUUAAUCAUUGUUUUUUCUCAUUUUUUGUGAUAUUUGAGACUGAUGGUUCGAUGUGUGCAUUAAAAGCAUGUUAUAUUUAGGCCAUCUAUUGUGGUUUGUUA